This is a messenger RNA of Glycine soja, 2726 nucleotides long. RefSeq names its product transcription factor TCP3-like. NCBI's taxonomy places the organism in Eukaryota, Viridiplantae, Streptophyta, Magnoliopsida, Fabales, Fabaceae. Bases 1074 to 2267 code for a protein of 397 amino acids. Gene Ontology annotation, molecular function: DNA-binding transcription factor activity; sequence-specific DNA binding. Gene Ontology annotation, cellular component: nucleus. The record is from RefSeq and is a predicted model, not a curated record. Gene Ontology annotation, biological process: regulation of secondary shoot formation. The transcript is spliced from 2 exons.
AAGAUUGAUCCAAGAUUUGGAGAUUGAAUGAAUGUUGGGUGUGUUGGUUGUAUUAUGUAUAAUGUCGUGUGUAGUGUAGUGUAGUGUGGUAUAAGAACAGCAGCAGAAGAGGGGCAGUGAUGCAGUCACAGAUAUUUAACACCUCCAUUCCGACCAAACACUGUCACCCUUUACCGCUGCCAUCAUCAAGCCCUCUCCCAUAGGGCCAGAAUGAAUUCCUCUUCCCUAUAACUGUGAUCUCGUAUCUGCCUAUUGUGCUGAGCCUGAGAGAUGAAGAUUUUGUUAAAUUUUUUGCAAAACGACACGAGUUGGGUGGUUACCUAAGGUGGUUUGUCCGAGACCAAGAGGGUAUUAACGAACCCAAUCGUAUUGUGUAGUUUCAGUUUGGUUAGUACAUUACAUUACAAAGUGUAUAAAGGGGAGCUCAAUUGGCAAAAAGGCACAAAAGUGGUGUGUGUGGAGAGAGAGAGAAAAAAACAAAGAGGGAGAGAUAGAGAGAGAGGGCAAAAAGAUGGGUUAGGCUGAAAAGUGAGUUGGUAUAACAUUGUUGGUUUGGUUUAAUUUAGUUUCCUCAGUGCAGAGGGCUCUUUUAUUUUGGUGGUGAUGGAAGUGGGAAAAUUGAAUGGCAGGAACUUUUGGAAGAGGCAGAAGCAAGUUUCAGAGUGGUGGCAGUUGCACAAGCAACAAGAAGUGCAAAGCUGGGAGUGCAAGGAAUCAACAACCCAUUAGGAAUAAGUGCAAAGCUUCAUUAAAAGCUGGAAGAGGAAAAUCACAACAGGGGUCUGACUCUGGAUCCUAACAGGAAUUAUCAUCAUCAUCAUCUUCUGCAUCAACAACCUCAUCAUCAAAAUCUGAUUCUAAAUUCAAGAAGGCAUGUAACAAACCAAGAAGACCAAGAAUCUCAUCCUCACCAAUUCCAUAUCCAAUUCCAACAACAAAGGGAACAACAAUCCUACACAGCUUUAGACACGGAACUCUUAAACCCACUCCAACCACCAAAGAAACGGUCUUGCCGCCCGCCUCUUCCGCCGCCACCACCUUCCUCGCUUACUUUAUCCGAACAUGCAAGAAAAAUGGGAGAACCACAACACCCUCACCAGCACCAUCAACAAGCAGCAGCAACACCGUCGAGAGCGGCGAUGAGAGGCGGCGGCGGCGGCGAGAUUGUGGAGGUGCAAGGCGGCCACAUUGUCCGCUCCACCGGACGGAAGGACCGCCACAGCAAGGUCUGCACUGCCAAAGGCCCCCGAGACCGCCGCGUGCGCCUGGCGGCGCACACCGCCAUCCAGUUCUACGACGUCCAGGACCGCCUUGGCUACGACCGUCCCAGCAAGGCGGUCGACUGGCUCAUCAAGAAAGCCAAGGCAGCCAUCGACCAACUCGCGGAGCUCCCGCCAUGGAACCCCACCGCCACGCCAAUGCAACCGCCUUCCCAAGAAAUUGUCCACCGCGAAAACAAAUCUCUCGGGAUGGACGAUUCAUUGACAGCCUUCAGUUGCCGCGGCGAGAGCCCCGCUUUCGCCGCGGCUACUAGAGAUUCAGAACAAUUCUCUCACCCACAAGUAGAGCAGAAUGAAAAUGCUAACAACAUCAGCAGCAGCAGCAUCAGCAUCAAAUACAAUAGCGGUUCUGGUUUUCUGCCGGCGUCCUUGGACACUGACAAUAUUGCGGAGACAAUCAAGACUUUCUUUCCAGUGGAGGCGACUACGACGUCGUUUCAGAGUUACCCGCCGGCGCCACCGGAUUUGGGGCAGCAAGAUCUACGGCUCUCGCUACAGUCCUUUCAGGACCCUAUUAUGCUUCAUCACCAGCCUCAGAGUCACCACGAGCCGGUGCUCUUUGCCGGAACCGCCGCCGCGGCGCUCGGCUUCGACGGCGGUUCCGGGUGGUCAGAACACCAGCACCAGAACCAUCACUCGGAGGAACAGCGAUUGCUCUAUGCUGGUGGCAACAGUGGCCAUGGCGGUGGGUUUGUGUUCAACACGCCGGCGCCGGUGCCGGCGUUUGGCCAGUUUUUUUCUCAGAGGGGACCCCUUCAGUCCAGUAACACCCCUUCGAUUCGUGCUUGGAUAGACCCUUCGGUCGAUCACCACCACCAUCAUCAUCACUACCUCUCGCAGUUGAUCCACCAGGGUUCCGUCGCCGGAGGCAGCGGAUUCUCCAGUGGAUUCUCCGGCUUCCGCAUUCCAGCACGAAUUCAGGGUGAAGAGGAACACGACGGCGUAUCGGACAAGCCGUCCUCUGCUUCCUCUGAUUCUCGCCAUUGAUUUGAAAAACACAUCAAAAACCCCAACUUUGUUCUUCCUCAGGGUUUGUGGGUUGCAUUGAAGAUGUUUAAAUUGAUGGAGAGAACAUGCAUUUGGAAGAUUAGGAUGGAUGAAUUUUCAAGCUACAAUGGGAAUUCAAGAGAGUUGGGUUUGGAUUUCAGAUGUGUUUAUUUUAAUGGCCUAUAUAUGCCGUGGGAAUGAAGAAAAUCUGAGGUGGAUAUUCAGGUUUUCCAAUCCCUCGGUUUGUUAUGCUUUUUAUGUUUUACUUACGUUUUUCUGUUUAAUUUAAAUAGAACUAGGAGUAUUGUGUUUCUUUUGUUUCAUCUGUAUUGGAUUGCUAUGUUUCCAUUUGUUAAGUGAUUGUGUCUACUUUGUACUUCUUCAGUUUCUUGUUUCUUGUAGUGAUUUGAAAACCAUGCAAAUUAAAUAAAAGAGCUAGUUUGCUCUAGUUAUUGUAUA